Messenger RNA from Anoplopoma fimbria (sablefish), 597 nucleotides. RefSeq names its product ribonuclease-like 3. The record is from RefSeq and is a predicted model, not a curated record. NCBI's taxonomy places the organism in Eukaryota, Metazoa, Chordata, Actinopteri, Perciformes, Anoplopomatidae. The transcript is spliced from 3 exons. Gene Ontology annotation, molecular function: nucleic acid binding. The coding region runs from base 114 to 542 and encodes 142 amino acids.
AUUCAGCAGUUUACAGAGACUUCCACUGCUCACUCUGUUCCUGAUACAGGACUAGACAGAAGUAAGGAAGAACGAAGAACUGUUACACGUGUAACCUGACUUGAAAGGGAAUCAUGAGGAUCUCAUUUGCCUGUGUGCUGCUGCUUUCUGCUACUGUGCUCGCUCAGGAGAACGACGGUUACAGAAAAUUUAUAAACCAGCAUAUCAACGGGGAUAUGAGUGCUGACAGAUGUGACCAAGUGAUACAAAAUAGAGGUAUCACUGUGACCGACAGUAAUGAGUGUAGGAAUACCAAUACCUUCAUCCGAGCCACCACCAACCAUAUCAGAGCCAUCUGUCAGAGUGCAGGAGAGCCAUAUGGGAGAGGUCUGACCAAAAGCCUCCUACCUUUCAACAUUGUUGUCUGUACACUGAAAAACCAGGGGGCCAGGCGUCCCCGCUGUCAGUACCGCGGUCAAGCUCGCACCAGGAAAAUUGCAAUCGCGUGUCAAGGAACCUUUCCUACACACUUUGACGGAGACAUAGUAUACUUUCAGGACUGACCCAACAGUAGCUUUGUACAUCAGUCUCUUGUUAAAUAAAACACGUUUGACGGCU